CGCGGGUGAUAAAGCGACAAGGCUCGAAAAUCAUUGUUCCAUUUAGCCGUGGCGUCAGUUACCGUGCACGCUCGCGUUCCGCAUUACUUGGGCACGCGUGUCUACAACGAACAUAUCCGGCUCGAGCAAAGGCCCGUAGUACAAGCCAACCUGGUCACCGCCAUGGCCGUAGGAUAAUAACCCGGCCCGCGGUCUUGCCUAAAUGAAGACGUCGUUGUCGGUGCCGUCGCUGCGGCGUGAGGUCGUCAGCGACGCCCAUUCGAAACUCGUGGUGUUGGAUUUCGCCCUAUGCGCGGCUGUCAUAACACCCGCCGUCAUCGUGUACUGGCGGGUCACGUGGGCGCUAUUCGACAUUUACCUGUUGCCGGCACACCAGCAACUCAGCGUGGUCGCGUCCCUGUGCAUCGGCUUUUUCGGUGUCACCCUGUUCACGUUAGCCCAGCACCGACUCGACACCGUUCUGCAUUCGUGGAGAGACACGGCCGGCUAUUAUGUGAUCACCCGCAGCUACACGGCCCUGUUCGGGUGCGCGUGCAUCAACUCGUGGCGCGGCAUAUGGGAGACCAUGGACCUUUUUACAGGCUCCGACCCGGCCGUGGUGGCCGCCACGGUGGUGCUUGCCUUCGGCACCCUGAUCGCGAUGGGCACCCUCCGUAACGUAGUCGCGCCACCGGUGUCCACGCUGUCCGAUCACUACCACGGGUACUUCGAGGUGCCCACGUUGUUUCGCUUACGAGGCCAAAGGGGUACGGGAUCGUUUUUGUACGUACUAGAUAGUUUUUUUAGCGUGUGCAUUAUUGGUUCACUUGUAGUGAUCGUAUGGCGAGGCGUUUGGAAUAUCAUGGAUGAAUACUUAUAUCCAGACAUGCAAGAUAUAUCAGCUUGGCUAUCACUGGCCAUAGGAUACGGCGUAGUACUAAUAGCAUUCGCCUUACAACCCACAGUAAAAAGUAUAGUUAAAAAAGUCAGAGGUAUCAAGCGAAUGUUCAUUGUGGACACUUACUUGUUGUUUUCGUUUUUCGGAGCAGUUAAUGUGUGGCGAGGAAUAUGGACUAUGUUGGAUGUGUACUUUCUUCCAGAUGCCCCAAUGACCAGUUAUUGGAUAUCUCACAUAGCGUGUUUUGCAAUUUUAGUUGCCUUAAAUUCUUCCAACUCUAUAUUGGUUCGAGGCGUUUACAUGGACGCUGAAGAGGAUGGCACUCAAUGCGUUGAUUUCCCGUGUUACUACUUCAGACUUUUAGUACAAAAAAGAAAAAGAAAAAAAACCCGAAACGCUGAGCAAGAAGGCAAAGAAAUGAUACAAAUCAAGGUACAGCCAACCGAUGAAACCACGGAAACCGUGACCGGCAAACUCCUGUCGUCGUCGACAACAAAUGAAAAUGGCGGCGUUAUUACCAGCAAAAUGAACGGCGACGAGGCUGAGGACACUCUACCAAACAACAACAAAAUAGUCUGACACGAGAUAGUUAAUUAACUGCAGCAGUAUACGCUCAUUAAGUUUGUGCUUUUCGGAUGGUACGAAAACAGUUUCAAAAGAACGACUGUAUAUUAUUAUUUUAUACACCGUAAUAUUGUUCCUGAAAUGCCUUGCCAUAGAAUUUUUUUUUCUACUCUAUAGGCACUCCGAAAUCGCUGACGGUAUACCUACAACUAAAAAUCAUGUAAAUAAAUUAUUAUUCGUUACCUUAUACUGUAUUUAUUAUAUAAAUAUAUAUAUAUCUAUUGUUUUUUUUAUAAAUAUGUAUUAAUGUACAGGGUUGUGUACAAUAUACUAAACACGGACGACCGGUCAUCUUAGAAGAUUUAACGUUUAGUUUUUUUUAGGCGCUAUACUUAUGGAAAUUAUUUCAGGUCAUUUAGAAUGUCACAACGCGCUUGGCUCCACUUAACAUUUUUUUUUUAUUUACAAAUUGUAGCCUACCACUUAAUUAUUCCUUAUAAGUUUAAUACGCGAUUUUUAAUAGUAAUUACUUAUAAUUUAUUAGUUUCAAGCGUCUUGGAAUAUAAGUGUACGAAGUAAGGACUACCUAUUCACCCGCGCAAUAUUCAUCCCACCUAUGUUUUUAAACGUUAAUAAAAAUGUUAAAACCUUAACAGUUACUAAUCUUAAGUAAAUGUUAAACUAAUCAAUUAAUUAUUUUUUAAUUUAAAAAAAAUUAGUAAAAAUAACAAGUCAUAAUGAAUAAAGAUUGACAGGGGUUAACAUUUUGUACUAAUUGUCGAUUAAUUGUUUAAAUUUUGUUGGCAAUGAUAUUUUCCUUAGGUUUUGUGAAGUAACUCUAAAUAAUUCUCUCGAGUUUUGCAAACACAAACGUUAACUCUUGUUUAGUAAACUACUCUGUACAUAGAUACCUUAUUCAAAUGUCUUUUUGUAAAUAAUUAAAAUUUAGUUCGAAUAUAAGGUAGUGUUAAUUAGUAGUAGCUAUAUGUAUGUGAUUUUAAAUAGAAUGUUGUUGUUAAUAUUA
This is a messenger RNA of Adelges cooleyi (spruce gall adelgid), 2465 nucleotides long. RefSeq lists its product as uncharacterized. Lineage: Eukaryota; Metazoa; Arthropoda; Insecta; Hemiptera; Adelgidae. The record is from RefSeq and is a predicted model, not a curated record. The transcript has 5 exons. Gene Ontology annotation, biological process: clustering of voltage-gated calcium channels; neuromuscular synaptic transmission; neuron-neuron synaptic transmission. Gene Ontology annotation, cellular component: presynaptic membrane. Bases 203 to 1456 code for a protein of 417 amino acids.